This is a messenger RNA of Drosophila subpulchrella, 5535 nucleotides long. RefSeq lists its product as uncharacterized. The record is from RefSeq and is a predicted model, not a curated record. Gene Ontology annotation, molecular function: nucleic acid binding; zinc ion binding. The transcript is spliced from 6 exons. NCBI's taxonomy places the organism in Eukaryota, Metazoa, Arthropoda, Insecta, Diptera, Drosophilidae. The coding region runs from base 141 to 5393 and encodes 1750 amino acids.
AGCCAGAGUGCCAUCACUACUUCGAUUGCCCUCUCUUCCCAAAUCACUCAUCUCCAGUCAACGUGCUCUUUUUCUUUUCUUUUUUUUAUCAAUGCGCAGGAAAAAUAAACCAAAAUCCAGGAAAAACAAAGACGCGCAUUAUGAGUGAUCUUGAGGAGAUGGACAGCGAGCGGCUGAAUGAGCUAGAAUCGAUUCUGUAUGCCUCGAUCCACUACAGCGAUGGAACGGACGAGCAGAGUGCCCUGGAUCCGCCUGUGGUGGAGUCAUCGAGCGACAAGGAUGCCAGGAGCAUGCCACCGCCUCCGCAGCAGAAGCAUCCGAAGCCUGGCCACCGAUUCGUCAGUGGAACGCGGGUGAUCAACAACAACAAUGGGGGCCCCAAGCAGAAGCCACGCUACUGGGCGGAGGGAGCGGGAGCCGAGGGGCAGGGGCAGGUGGUGCAGCCAGUGGAACAGCAGGAGGCCCCAAACAAAACAAUACCAGCUUCUGAAGUGACACCCUCUCCAUCUCCUAAAAACGUAGAAAAGCCGAAGGACAAAAGCCCAUUGCUGACGCCCAAAAAGGGAACACCCAACCAACCGAAGCCAGGAAACCAGCCAUCGAAACAGCAACCAAGUCCUCAGGCUAAGCAACAGCAAAAUCAGCAGCCCAAACAGCAAGCAAAACAGCAGCCUAAGCCACAGCAAAAUUCGCAACAAAAACAGCAGCCAAAUCAGAAGACAAAGCAGCAACAAAAUCAGCAACCGAAGCAGCAGCAGAAGAAGCCUUCGCCAAAGCAGUCGCCAGUAGUACAACAAACUAAACCGCAACCGACCACACCCACCAAAGUCAACCAGGAGGCAUACGAAGAAGAACGAUUCGACCAGAGGCUCCUAGUGGCCAUCCCACCGAACUGCCCGCCCAAAAAGCAGAACAAGCCGCAACAAAACAAGCAGCAGCAGCAGCAACAGAAAAAUAAACAACAGCAGCAGCCGCAACAGAUCAAAAAGGAGCAGCAAGCAGGAAUUGGACCUGGACCCUUUGGCAAGGCCAGUCGAAAAUUGGAGCAGUUGCAACGACUGGAAGGCAAAAAACAGAAAUCCAAGCAGGCUCAAUUGAAUAAAAAGCAGCGCAAGCAGAAAUCUACGCCGGUAGAGUUUGUGAAUCUGGCGGAGAGUAGCCAAUCCUCUGAUGACGAUGAUGUGGUGCAUGUACCACUGCCACCGGCUCCAAUCAUCGAACUGGACACCAGCGAUGGGGAGCAGGCCUGCACUUCAUCGCAGCUAUUUCACGAGGAGAACGCCAUGGAUGCGACGGAUGUGAAGAUGGCAUUGUCUUGUAUAACAGAUCACGAGGCGACAGGAGUGAUGACUGGCACUAUCACACCAUCUACCAACUCGCCUUGCUGUUCCGUCAUGUCAAGUGAUGACUUUAUAGUACAAAAGGACACCAGUCGCUUCUUGGCAGAGCGUGAGAACGCUAACGAUGACGAUCUCCUGGUGCUGACAGAAAAGGCUAUAAGAGAAUCUAAUGUCCAGAAAGUACCAGAUAAAGAGGUUGUAGAGGAAACACCACAGGAUCACGCGGCUGAUACCUCCUCGGAAUACGAGUUUGUCCCCCCUUCGCGUCUUGAGGAGAUUAAGCGGAACUAUCGUGUGGGCGAGCAGCAGUUCAGGGCUUUGGACGUUUACGAAAGUGAAUCUGAUCUUACCGAGAGUGGCAUCUACUCGAAAGCCAAGAACAAGACGAUGCCGACCAUCAUACGCAACGUAGACUCGCCAUCGGGCAGCUCUUCCGUGGAGGAGGUAGUGGAGCCCAGUGUGCAAAAAACAAAGCGCCUACGUAAACGUUCCACCUCAACUAAUGUUCAUAGCCAUUCUGACCCAAACAAUGAUGAUCUGGGGGAUGAUACGGAUAGCGAGGAUGGGGUUCAUGCCACCGGAGUCCCUGGCAUCGCACGCGGAAUGGCUGUCGAGCGAUGCAAGCGCAAGAUCCGGCGAAUCAGCAUCAGACGAAACUCUGACGAGAAUCCAAAGAAAGCUGCACGCAUCCAAAAACCAAAGGUUUCAGCGAGCCAAGAGGCUAGCUCUGAAUCCACGUCCGAGGAUGAGCUGCCAAGUGCCAGGGAUAUAGCCGAGAGAUUACUUAAUCCGAAUGCAGAAAAGGAGCCGGCACAAGAAGCCACUUGUGAUGAUCCGGAAACCGUUUCCAUUGGCUCCGACGCGAAUUCCGAAGCAGAAGCAGAAUUCCGCGAUGCCAUGACGGGUCGCUUAGCAGCAGUAUUUGAGCGCUUGGAUGCCGAGGCCCAAAAAUCGCAGGAAAAGGAACAAAUGGAUGCCAGUGGAUAUGCCUCCGACGAAGAAGAUUCCCGAGACAAUGUGGCAGACACCACGAUCCAAACCGAGGAGGAAUUAGAUGUCUCCAACGAGCUGCAGGAGGCGGAUGCCGAGGAUAAUGAUGUGGAUGUGUCAAUUGAGGAGCCAGCCAUUCAAGUGGAGCAUAAUUUGCCGCUUCUAACAGACGAUAGUCUGCCCAAGGGCGGCGAACUCAUUGGUUGGAACGAGGAGAUGUGCCGCUUUUACAAUGACAGCUGGAAUGGGGAACAGUUUUCAGUUCACAAGGUCCAAAAAAGAAUGAGUGCACAUCGCCAGGAAUGGAGGCUCAACAAUGCGGACAGGUAUCCUGUGGCACGACCCCGCUCGCACGCCAAGUGCACCAACUGCUUUGAAAUGGGUCACGUGCGUUCCAAGUGCCCGCGUCCCCGCAAACCACUCGUGUGCUUUCUAUGCGGCACUGUGGGCCAUGCCGAACCACGCUGUCCCAACGCCAUCUGUUUUGGGUGUGGCUCUAAGCAGGCGAUCUACGUGCAGCAGUGCAACAAGUGCUCUUUCCACAGCCGCGUGGUCUGCCAGCUGUGCAAGAUGAGAGGCCACGGCACGGAUCACUGCCCAGAUAAGUGGCGUCGCUAUCACUCUACGACUCGUUCCAACGCGGAACUGGAUAGCAGGGUUCAGUACAGGAAUGUUCAAUGCAGCUACUGUGCCGGACGCCAUCUCUUCGAGAACUGCCGCCAGCGAAUUGGAGACUUUCGUGGGACCAAUUAUACCAGUCAAAUUGUGUCGCACCAAAAGAUCUACAAGAAUCGCGGGGGUCCCAUUGGAUAUCUUGGCGAUCUAAACAGCUUUUUUGCCAUUGAAACACCCUUCCACUUUAAGUGGAACAGUCCGAGUAUGCCCAAAAGUAGCUACUAUGCUAAGUUCCUUAUCCAGGCGAACUUAGCUAAGCCGCAGUCAAUUAAAAGGAAAUCAACCACUGCUCUGGCGGAGAUACCAGCGAAGAUUUAUACUCACGAUUAUGUGCCCAACGCUCAAGUGAAGGCUGCUCGAGGAGAGGUCUCUACCGAAAUGGCUAAGAAAUCGGUUACAAAGCAAAAGCAGAAGGUUAUUAUUGAGGAAGUCAUUAUUUUGCGACCACAAGGGGGGCAACCUGAAGAGCAGCAACCAGAAGUGGAGCAACCUGUGGAGGAACAACCUAAGGAAAAGCAACCUGAAGAGCAUCAAUCUGUGGAGAAGGAACCUGAGGAGCAGCCACUUGACGAGGAGCAGCCACUUGACGAGGAGCAGCCUACGGAUGAGCCUGAUGAGGAAGAUCCAUCGGUUUCCAUCCAGCGUACAGAGAUUACCACCAAUUUUCAGACUCCAGAAAGUGAGACUGGAAAAACCAAACCAGUGGUGGCACCCCAUGAGAUGGACUCCGAUUCGAACUACAGUUUUUCUGAGCACUUUGAGGUGCCCAGCUCGACAACUAGUGAAGAUCAGGAGGCUCGACCGACUAUCCAACUACCGCUUAACCACCCCCUGUCCAAUCUGCCGGAUGUUAUACCCCUAAGCGGAAGCAUGGACGAUGAUUUCGAACUCUCCUCCAACGUCCAGGGGAUUUCCAUGUGUGUUAACUCCACCACCAGCGGUCGCCGAAGUGACGACGAUCCUCGUCCGGACUCCAGUGAAGAGCUGCCCGAUAUACCAAGCGAGGGCAAGAUAAUCAUGUCACGCGACCAAUCUGAGUACCUGUUCAGCCCCGAAGGCCGAAAUUUCCUGGCUGCAGCCGCCAAGCAGUGCCAAGUUAGCGUACGCAUGGAUUUCAAGGACUACGGAUAUGUCCUGGUGAUCUAUGGCCUCAAAAAGAACCAGGAAGAACUGCAAGUGAAACUUCUGCGCCGCAACCAAGAGGUCAAGCGUAAAACCAUCGAGUUCCAGAGCCAGAAGCCGCCCAAACGAAUCGAUGUGCUCAUUCGCUUUAUGCGGGAUGGUAUCAAUAUGCUGAACACCAAUCUGGGCAAUGCCAAGAACCACUAUACGCGCAUCAAAGAGCUCGAGGAGAUGAACACCAAGAACGGCUUUAAAAUGGCAGAAAAGAAGCGUCGCCAGCUUAACAUGAUCCUGGUGGGCCAGGCGGGACUCGUGAAUGGCAAAACCCAUCUUGAUCAGCUGCUGGUUUUGUUGCGUAGCUUGGUCGAUGAUUUCUCACCGGAUGACAAUGCCACGCCACAAAUGCGCAACGAGAUCGAGGACCAUUGGCGCAUGAUCUUCACAGCAUAUCCACACCAGAAUUACGACUCUCUGAUCAACAGUUAUGGCCGUCUGGAUCAAAAGAAUCGUCUGCCCUCGCUGCACAUAGAUCCUGUGCUGCUGGGACUGCAGCAGAAGAAGGCGCAGAGUCAGCCGCAAUCGCCGAGUAAACGUCCUUCUUCGCCAACUCCUCCACCGCCGACUUGGCAGCAUAUGGCUCCGCCACCGCCUCCGAAAAUUUCGAAGAAGAAGCAACGCCAGGCGCUGGAGCAACAGCAAAAACAGGCUCAGCAGUCGCAGCAGAAACAAAAUCAGCAGCAAAAUCUACAGCGGCAGGAGCAACGCCUGCAACAGCAACGCUUGCAACAGCAAAGGCAACAGCAAGAGCGUAUGGAACAGCAUCAGCAGCAGGCACAGCAGCAACAUCAGCAACAGAUGCAUGCAAAACAGCAACGUAUUGCCCUAGCUAUUCAGCAAUAUCAACAGAGAAACAACCAGCAGCAGCAGCAGCCACUUCAACGACCGCAAUUCAACCAGAUGCCCUGCAACAAUCCGCAGCAACGAUCGCGAACCGAUCUCCAGCUACGUCAGACUCUUAAUCCGGAGUGCGACCGCCUGCUGGCGGAGGUGGAUCAGAGCGAGCAGGGCAUCAAUACGGACGCCAACAAAGCAUCCAUAUUCUGGUCCCGCGAAUCGCUCAAGUAUCUGGACGAUCUGUUCAAGAUGACCUCCAAUGCGGACACCAUGGAGCGUCUCAAUAGGGUGCUCCAGCGAUCGCAGCGUGGUCUGUUGUCGCACAACGAUUACCGUGCGGUUAUUCGACUGCACUCGCUAUUGUGCAACUGAGGAUGGGCCAUGGGCUGGGGGGUCACUUUCUUUUCCUGGGGGUCACUUUCAUUUUGUUUAACAAAUGCCAACAGAUUUCACAAUGGGUAUCUGAAAGAUAUUACCCAAAAACCGAAUAAAUACAUAACUGACUAUUUUCAUA